Candidula unifasciata is the source of this 579-nucleotide messenger RNA. Lineage: Eukaryota; Metazoa; Mollusca; Gastropoda; Stylommatophora; Geomitridae. The record is from the annotation of a GenBank genome assembly.
AUGCCAAGGAAUCAACAGUCUGUAGACAUGAAUGCCGAGGAAUCAACAGACCUGAGUGCUUUUGCCAUGCCGUUGAUUGACUCUGAUGCAGAGGACACCAUGACAGACUCUAAUGAAUAUGGACGACCUCGAUCCUCUUCGGGUGCAUCUGCUCUCAAAACCCUCCUCGGCAGUAAAUCCAAAAGCAGGAACAAGUCUGCAGAGCGAGAGGAGAAGAAGGACAAAGAAAAGGACAAAGACAAGAAAAAAGGAUUCUUUGAGCAGUUCCGACCUCGUUCUAAAUCUGACGUGUCGGGUUUGAAGAGGCCACUGAAGAAGCCAUCAAUCCCAACUGACCACUCGCUGGACGAAUCAGUCCUGACAGCGCAAACAAACCACAAGUCACUGAUCAGCUCACAGGAGGCUGUCACUCCCAUGAGCCAGAUCUUAGAGGGGCAAAUGCUCUUUGUGUCUGAUGAUGCCCGGGGUAGACACAAGUCUGGCCCGUCCACAAACAAGGAUAGUUUCAUGAGCAAGUUUAGAGCUCGCUCCAAUUCAGACUCCAAGCCAAAGUCGCCCAGAAGACCUCUGCACACACAG